Molecule: messenger RNA, 894 nt
Organism: Durusdinium trenchii
Lineage: Eukaryota; Dinophyceae; Suessiales; Symbiodiniaceae
Source: the annotation of a GenBank genome assembly
AUGGCUCAGCUCACAGAAAAGCUGGCCACAUGUGAAGAGCUUUUGACGGACUUGCUCCAAGAUCAAGAGCUCUUUCGAAGUGAGCAGCUGCGGCUUCUCCGAGGAUUGGUUACACAACUGGCCAGCAAGUUGUGGAAGGGCCGAAAGGGAUCAGGACGGUCAGGGUCAAGAGACGAGUGUACAGACACUCCGACUCCACAUGGAGCUGAAGAGCUGCUGCCCAGUUCGGUCGAUGCACACGAAGCUGGAGCUUACUCAAAGUCGACUGCUUUGGAGGCUCCUUUGCAGGUUUGCAUGGUGAAGCCUGCUCAACUGAGCCGACUGCUUUACACGAACCCGGUUUGUAUUCUAAGCUCCUGCGAUGAAAGACUCCGUCGCAACUUGAUGACCAUCAGUUGGCUCACGCCCAUCGACAAUCACGGUCGCUUGAUUUGCUCCAUCAAUAAACGUCGGCACUCCGCUUCUGGAAUCCUUGCUCAGCGGCUCUUUGUGCUGAACGUUCCAAGUGCAGAGCUUGCGCAGACAGUGCUGGAAGUUGGUGGCAGUAGUGGUGAAGUAGUUGAUAAAAUCGAGUGCUUCUCGUCAGCCUUGGGUGGAUGCUGUAGCCCUGGCUGGAAGCCGUUGGAUUGGCCUCCUCAAGUCUCGCCCGAGUCCCCUGAGUCUCCAGUUUUUGCCCUCUAUGGCUGUGUGGCGCACCUGGUCAUUCAAGUGCACGCUGAUUUGACAGCUUCGUCUGGCCAAGAUGCGCAUUACAUACUUUCUUGUUCCAUACUCCACGCGUAUGUUCGGGCAUCCUACUGGGAUGGAAAGAUUUUUUGUCCACGCCACAAGGGCACGGUGCCGUAUUUGACCUUCUUUGGAAGCCAGACCUUCGGAGUAGUUCUUCCAAAGUGA